Alternaria incomplexa is the source of this 1230-nucleotide messenger RNA. It is a transcript of the gene CWC2, whose product is annotated as Pre-mRNA-splicing factor. The transcript has a single exon. The record is from RefSeq and is a predicted model, not a curated record. Lineage: Eukaryota; Fungi; Ascomycota; Dothideomycetes; Pleosporales; Pleosporaceae. Gene Ontology annotation, cellular component: U2-type catalytic step 2 spliceosome; Prp19 complex; U2-type catalytic step 1 spliceosome. The coding region runs from base 1 to 1230 and encodes 409 amino acids. Gene Ontology annotation, molecular function: U6 snRNA binding; pre-mRNA binding; metal ion binding.
AUGACCGAAGUACAACAACCCACGCAAACGUCGCUCGCGACCGAUACAUCUCUCGAAACCGCUACAUCGACUGAGCUCGUACCGACGACCGAACAGACGAUCAUCACGACCAAUGCCGAGGGCAAAAAAGUUAAGAAGAUCAUCCGUCGCAAGCGGAGACCGGCGCGUCCACAGGUCGAUCCUGCUACGAUAAAGCCUCAAGAAGUCGCGCAGACGGGUAACAUCUACAACGUCUGGUACAACAAGUGGUCUGGCGGCGACAGGGAGGACAAAUACCUCUCUAAGACUGCUGCGCAGGGACGCUGCAACAUCGCCAAGGACAGCGGAUACACCAAAGCCGACAAGACACCCGGAUCCUACUUCUGCCUCUUCUUUGCGCGUGGCAUCUGCCCAAAGGGUGUGGACUGUGAGUACCUCCACCGCCUGCCGACCGUCACCGACCUCUUCCCGAGCAACGUCGACUGCUUUGGGCGCGACAAGCAUGCCGACUACCGAGACGACAUGGGCGGUGUAGGAACCUUCCAACGACAGAACCGAACGCUAUACAUCGGGCGCAUACACCCCACAGACGACAUCGAAGAGAUCGUAUCGCGACACAUGCAAGAAUGGGGCGAGAUCGAGCGAACGCGUGUCCUAACAGCGCGCGGCGUAGCCUUCGUCACCUACACCAACGAAGCCAACUCCCAAUUCGCCAAGGAAGCAAUGGCCCACCAAUCCUUCGACAAUAACGAAAUCCUAAACGUCCGCUGGGCAACCGUUGACCCCAACCCACAAGCCGCAAAGCGCGAAGCCCGCCGCAUCGAAGAACAAGCCGCCGAGGCGAUCCGAAAAGCGCUCCCUGCAGCCUACGUCGCUGAACUCGAAGGCAGAGACCCCGACAGCAAGAAGCGCAGAAAGGUGGAAGGUAGCUUUGGACUACAGGGCUACGAAGCACCAGAUGACGUGUGGUACGCGAAGGAGAAGAGCGAGUGGGAAGCAGCCAAGCAGCUCGAAUCCGGUGGCAUGGGCGAGCGCAUGAUGAUUGAGAGUGGAGAGUCGGCAUACCAGGAGGACAGCGCUGCUGCACUACAGUACCAGCAAGAUGAGAACUCAGCUGCGCAACAGCAGGCUAAUGGCAUCCUAUCGGGCUCUACACUAGCGGCGCUCAAGGGCUUCAAGGCUACGCCGUCGAAUAAGCGGCCUGCGCCUGUUGCGGGGCCGUUGGUGGAUUAUGGCAGUGAUAGUGAUUAG